Cylicocyclus nassatus is the source of this 321-nucleotide messenger RNA. The record is from the annotation of a GenBank genome assembly. Lineage: Eukaryota; Metazoa; Nematoda; Chromadorea; Rhabditida; Strongylidae.
AUGCUUCUACUGCAAGAAGAGCCGAGGGAACAAUUGUGGCAAGGAAUUCCUCGUGAUAAUGGACAUAACAAAGCUUUGUGCACAGUACUUGACGAACGAGACACCGUGAGAAGUUGGACUAGCAAACUGAGGGGAACGCUGGGCCACGCAUGUCGGGAACUGGGGAAGAUCGAAGGAAGACUUAAGUUUGGAAGUGUACCUGGCGUCACAACAUUGGAUCGUACAAAGUACUGGACAGACAAUUCUAUGGUAGACUUUUUCAACUGGGCUUCUGAUGAGCAGAACAACAACGGAUUUCAACUUGGCACAUAUGUGAGUUGA